CCCUUCGUUUAUAUAGUUUUAUAUUAUUCUUUUUCAUAUUGUUUUAAAUACCAAUAACCUCCAUUUACAUAGUUAACAUUUUAGUGCAAUGAUCGGAAAUUAAAUAUUAGCCCCAAAUAUUAAAGUCACAUCGCUCAUUUUUGCUACGAACCCCAAGGUCUGAAGUUAGCAGGGCUCUUUGAUGCUUCUAGCAUUUCAUUGACUCACACUAAAUCGGUCCCUCCAUCACCCAGUUAAUUUUAACCUUGACCUCCCACAGCUGUACUGCUUUAACUCAGUCCAAAAAAACUCCCUGCUUCCACCCCUUCUGCUGCUCAUGAAGCAAGAGGAAGAGGAAAACAAAACUCAUUCCUUUAAGAAAGAUUCCGCCUCCUCUCUUAUAAGCAAGCGCCUCACGGUAACUGUGGAGUCUCUACUAAGGCACACACUACUACUCAGCACUGGGAGAAGCUGCCGCCGCCGCCGCCGCCGCCGCCGCCGCCGCCGGUCUGAGGCUGCAGUGGGUUUCUGUGCAGCACUGCAGAAUCCACACCUACAGAAGACACACACGUCUGCUACCGUGCACACAAGAAAGCCUUGGUUCCUCAGCGGAUACCAAGGGGAAUCGGCAGACUUGAAGCAUGAGUUCAGAUGCCAGUCAACCCGUGAUCACCACUCCUCCUCCUCCCAGCAUGCCUCACAAAGAGAGGCCUUUCGGGAAGACCUGGAAUGCCUUAUUCAAGAACAGAUGAAGAAAGGCCACAACCCAACUGGACUGCUAGCAUUACAACAGAUUGCAGAUUAUAUCAUGGCCAAUUCCUUUUCGGGCUUUACUUCACCUCCCCUCAGUCUUGGCAUGGUCACACCUAUCAAUGACCUUCCUGGGGCAGAUACAUCCUCAUAUGUGAAGGGAGAAAAACUGACUCGUUGUAAACUUGCCAGCCUGUACAGACUGGUGGACCUGUUCGGAUGGGCACAUCUGGCAAAUGCAUAUAUCUCAGUAAGAAUAAGUAAGGAGCAAGACCAUAUAAUAAUAAUUCCCAGAGGCCUGUCUUUUUCUGAAGCCACAGCCUCCAAUUUGGUGAAAGUCAAUAUAAUAGGAGAAGUGGUUGAUCAGGGAAGUACUCAUUUGAAGAUUGAUCAUACGGGGUUCAGUCCCCAUGCCGCAAUCUAUUCCACACGUCCUGAUGUUAAGUGUGUGAUACACAUCCAUACCCUUGCAACAGCAGCUGUAUCUUCCAUGAAGUGUGGGAUCCUUCCAAUUUCUCAGGAGUCUCUGAUCCUGGGAGAUGUUGCCUAUUAUAACUACCAGGGGUCACUUGAUGAACAGGAGGAGAGAAUUCAACUGCAGAAAGUUCUGGGACCAAGUUGUAAGGUGCUGGUACUCAGAAACCAUGGUGUGGUGGCACUUGGAGAAACAGUUGAGGAGGCUUUUCAUUAUAUUUUUAAUGCUCAGAUAGCCUGUGAGAUUCAGGUGCAGGCAUUAGCAGGGGCAGGUGGCAUAGACAAUCUCCUUGUCCUGGAUCUGCACAAGUAUAAAGCACUCACUUACACUGUGGCAACAUCUGGAGGAGGAGGAGUGAACAUGGGUUCCCAUCAAAAAUGGAAGGUUGGCGAGAUUGAGUUUGAAGGGCUGAUGAGGACUCUGGACAAUUUGGGGUAUAGAACAGGCUAUGCUUACAGACAUCCUCUCAUUCGAGAGAAGCCUAGGCACAAGAGUGAUGUGGAAAUCCCAGCAACUGUGACUGCUUUUUCCUUUGAAGACGAUACGGUGCCCCUCUCCCCUCUCAAAUACAUGGCGCAGAGACAGCAGCGUGAGAAAACAAGGUGGCUGAACUCCCCAAACACGUACAUGAAAGUGAAUGUGCCUGAGGAGUCUCGGAACGGGGAGACCAGUCCCAGGACCAAAAUCACAUGGAUGAAAGCAGAAGAUUCUUCUAAAGUUAGUGGAACACCUAUCAAAAUUGAAGAUCCAAAUCAGUUUGUUCCUUUAAACACAAACCCAAAUGAGGUACUAGAAAAGAGAAAUAAGAUUCGAGAACAAAACCGGUAUGACUUGAAAACAGCAGGACCACAAUCUCAGUUGCUUGCUGGAAUUGUUGUGGAUAAGCCUCCUUCUACCAUGCAAUUUGAAGAUGACGAUCUUGCCCCACCAGCUCCUCCCAAUCCUUUUAGUCAUCUCACAGAAGGAGAACUUGAAGAGUAUAAGAAGACAAUUGAACGCAAACAGCAAGGGCUAGAAGAUGCUGAGCAGGAAUUACUCUCAGAUGACGCUUCAUCUGUUUCACAAAUUCAGUCUCAAACUCAGUCUCCGCAAAAUAUCCCUGAAAAAUUAGAAGAAAACCAUGAGCUGUUUUCCAAGAGCUUUAUCUCCAUGGAAGUGCCGGUCAUGGUGGUGAAUGGCAAGGAUGAUGUGCAUGAUGCUGAAGACGAGCUUGCUAAGCGAGUGAGUAGGCUAACUACCAGCACGACCUUAGAGAACAUCGAGAUUACCAUUAAGUCUCCAGAAAAAAUUGAAGAAGUCCUGUCACCUGAAGGCUCACCUUCAAAAUCACCAUCCAAGAAAAAGAAGAAGUUCCGCACUCCUUCUUUUCUGAAAAAGAACAAAAAAAAGGAGAAAGUUGAAGCCUAACUGAAGUAUUUUUAUAAUUACUAUUAUUACAAUGUAACGUUGCACAUUUAAAUACCACAUUUAAGUUGAUCAUUAAUAUGCAGUGGUAAACCAGAUUGGGGGUAUGCAGCAAACUGGACUUUUAAGAACUGGAAAGAGGUUUUACUAAAAGAAAAACAUAUUAUGAAAAAUACUUUAAAUAUCAUCUCUCAUUUUAUAUGUAAAAAAAGGCUUUGCAUUUUUAAACAAUUGCUAGUUUUAAGUAGCUCUGCCCUCAUGAAAUAUUAUAAUUCACCACAAACAGAUAUCUGUCUGAAUUACUUCAGGCCUUCUCCAUAGUAUCUGUUGGAAGAAAUUACCAGUGAACAAGGAAGAGAAUUUUUAUUUCUCAACACCUGAUUCAUUUGGUAAUCAGAUUAUAAUUUUUUUAUGAUGAUUAUCAGCUGUACCUUUUGGUUCCCAUCGUUACAGUGGGCAUUAACAGAAUGCUUUAAAAGCUUCUAAGAUAAGAAUCUACAACAUUAGUAUACACUGGCAUAUAAUUUUUUUUUAAUUUGAGAAAAGAUUCAUUUGGAACUUUAUUCAUUGUAUAAAAUGUUCUCACCUGAAGUAACUUUGCACCCUCCCAAAAAAAAGGUCAUUUUAGUAAACUAUAAUUUUUGAAAACUUCCUUUUUUAUUAGUUUAGAAUGCCCCUUAUUUUUCAACAAAGGGGAUUUUGUACACAUAACAUGGUUUAUUUAGUUUAACUCUGACAAAAACGAUUUUUGUAUGUUGAGAUGUUUGUAUACCAUUCAGUACAAAAGUGUCAUUAAACAUAUUAGCUAAUCAUUUAACAGUAGAGCAUAUUUGAGGCUGCUUGGUACUAAGUAUACUUCAAUAUAAUUCAAGAAUCCAGGGCCUUGAUAUCAAAAGGGGAUUAGAGCAUUUAAAAGCAUAGCUAGAUUCAUAUUUGAACCUUUUAAAUCUGUUUUUCUCUUAAUAUUGCUAAUCAUUGGAGAAGCUCUCAUAAGAUAAUCAAAUUGAAAAGGAAGAAAAUGAAAGAGAAAGUGAAAAAUGAAGGGAACAAAAGAAGUGGCAUGAGAAGUAUUCUAGUUUGGAUAAUAACUCAUAGCCAGGAUAGGAUUUGAAGUGUAAAUUAUCAGUAGAAACAUGUCCCAAAUUUAUAAACUUCUGCUUCUCUGUGAAAAUCAUUAGGUUCAAUAUCAUUGUUGAUAGUUGAAUUUAGGAGGUCAAAUCCUUUCAACUCAUGUAUCUUUACAAGGCAGCACGAGAAAAAAUCAGUGGGUCUAAUCCCCCUAGUGAGAAAACUACCACUUCCUGAUUUUUACAAAUUUGUCCUAUCUUUUCAGUUAACUUUCUUUCUGAUGUAAAUACAAAUUUAAAACUAGGCUUAAUAUAGUUUUUUUUUCCCCUUCACCCAAGUCGUGUCACAAAUCAAUGUAAAAUCAAAAUCAAUGAUCCAAAAUGGUCAGUGGGUAAAAAAUAACCCCAAGUGUUUCUGGGGGGUUGAGUUGGCAUGUAAAAAUUACAUUGAUUACAGUGUGUUCUGGGGCUGGUUCUCUUUGACUGUGUAUGUAUGAUGAUACAAAGUUGAAACAGAGCCUGGAAAUUUCAUUCUAGAUCUCACUAACUACUGGAAUCAGUGUUUUAAUCUCUUAGUGGAAACUUUCAGUUGCUUAAUUCUGUAUUUGAAGUUUUUUUUUAUUAUGUUCUACAUCAUUUAUGUUGUAUUACAAUGUAUGUAGAAACAGUAACCUGUGAACUAUGCUUUUCCAUAACUUUUUAAAAAUAUAUAUAUCUUAAAUGAAUGCAAUGUGCAUAAAUAUUUUUUAAACACAACAGUGAAAACUAUUUGCACCUUUUGCUAAUGCCUCUAUUUACUUGCUUUGGCAUAAAGAAUGAGCCAGUGAACCCCUGUGUCCUGUGGAAAAUGUAUAAAUGUUAUCUGAUAUUGCUCUUAGAUGUAAUGCUAAUUAAUGUUAAAUCACAAAUAAACAGUAUUUUAAAUAGA
This is a messenger RNA of Manis javanica (Malayan pangolin), 4603 nucleotides long. RefSeq names its product adducin 3 (gene ADD3). Gene Ontology annotation, biological process: barbed-end actin filament capping. Lineage: Eukaryota; Metazoa; Chordata; Mammalia; Pholidota; Manidae. The record is from RefSeq and is a predicted model, not a curated record. Gene Ontology annotation, molecular function: actin filament binding. Gene Ontology annotation, cellular component: cytoskeleton; plasma membrane; postsynaptic density.